UUGCGAAAGCCAUCGUGUGGGCUAUACGUAGCAGCUUCUCCGUCCGCAGAGUCUCAAGGGUCUCAGCACCGGGGUACUGCAAGUCUCCAGACUUUCACAGGCCUGAGGGAAGCUCCAAACCAAGCGCAAUUGACCUUAGAAGUUCCAACCCAAGCCCAACUCACCCAACCAGGAUGUAGGGUAGAGGGAGGGUGAGCAGCCACACCCUUCACAUCGCUCCGCCCCCUCCAUUCCACCAGGUGCGCUUGCGCCCUGGUCGCCACGAUCUGGCCUACCCCUUCUCCCGCUGGGCUGGAAACAUUUGGUUACUGUUGCUUCUCAGUUUUCUCUGACGCCUCCUCUCUCUCUGGAAGUCGUCCGGCCCGGCUGUCUCGCUCCUAGGCAGCCCGGCCAUGACGCCGCGGCCGGAAGCUGGCCGCCAGGCCCACGGCGCCCUGGCGCUGCUGGCGCUUGCCUUGUGCGCUCCCGGGGCCUGGGGUCGGGCGCUCGAGUGGUACUCGGCGGUGGUGAGCAUCGAGUACUGGGACAAACAGACGAACCGGACCACGUGUAGCGUUUCGGAGAGCGGCCGCUUUGGCGACAGCUCACCCAAGGAGGGCGCGCUAGGCCUGGUGGGCGUCCCUCGCGUGGUGGAUGGUGACCGUGAGGGCUGCGCACCCAACACGCGCUUCGUUGUGCCCCGACCCAGCGGCCGGGAGGCUGCAUCUUGGGUCGCCCUGGUGCCGCGCGGGGGCUGCACCUUAAAGGACAAAGUGCUGGUGGCGGCGCGGAGGAAUGCUUCCGCCGUGGUAAUCUACAACGAGGAGCGUCACGGGAACCUCACCGCGCCCAUGUCCCAUGCUGGAACAGGAAAUAUAGUGGUCAUUAUGGUUAGCUACCCAAAAGGAAGAGAGAUUCUGGAUCUGGUGCAAAAAGAAAUUCAAGUCAAAAUGACCAUAGGGGUUGGCACCCGCCAUGUACAGGAGUUCAUCAAUGGUCAGUCUGUCAUGUUUGUGGCCAUCGCCUUCAUCAUCAUGAUGAUUAUCUCAUUAGCAUGGCUGAUAUUUUACUAUAUACAGCGUUUCCUGUAUACUGGCUCACAGUUUGGAAGUCCGAGCCAUAGAAAAGAAACCAAGAAAGUUAUUGGCCAGCUUCCACUUCAUACUAUAAAACAUGAAGAAAAGGGAAUUGAUGUUGAUGCUGAGAAUUGUGCAGUGUGUAUUGAAAAUUUUAAAGUGAAGGAUAUUAUCAGAAUUCUGCCUUGCAAGCAUAUUUUUCAUAGAGUGUGCAUUGACCCAUGGCUUUUGGAUCACCACACGUGUCCCAUGUGUAAACUUGAUGUCAUCAAAGCCCUGGGAUAUUGGGGAGAGCUUGAAGAUGUCCAGGAGAUGCCCACUCCAGAAUUGGCCCCUGGAAGUGUUUUGGCUGCAAAUUUGAGUAUUACUGUACAAGACUAUGACAGAAGUGAUAGGAUUAAUUCACUAUCAUCUUCCACUAAUGAAUCCAUGCCACAGCGUGAUGUACAUUUUAAAGAAGAUGCAGGUGAAAACACAGCCUUACUAGAAAUGGACAGGAGCAACCUUCAGCACGGAGGACCCAUCUCUUAAUGUAUUAGCCACUGAUCGCAGCAUGGACAGAACUUUGAGUCAAAGGACAGUAUUUUUUAAUUUAGCACAUAGUUUGUACAUUUGAAAAUAAUGUACAUUCUUUUACCUUUCAUGUUCUGAUUUGAUAUACAAAGGGCUAAGAUAUUUAAUCUGAGAGAUUUUUUUAUUAGUGUCAUAUUUACCUACCAAAGUGUAUCAUUUACAAUAAAUAAGGUUAUUCCAGACUAUUUACAGAAGAGACAACUAGGGAAGGCAUGCUAAUGUCAGGAUGGGCAGUGUUUCUAAGUACUAGACUAGCUCCUGUGGUACUAUAUUAAAAAGGUUAAUCCUGUCUCUUAAGGGUGGUUUUAUAUUAAGCACAUUGAAUUUAGACUAGUUGAAACAGAACUGUGUAAUUAAAUUCCGUAAAUUGAUCACAUUGAUUUUCCCUAGAGAAAAGACAUUUUUUAAGAACAUUAAACUUGUAAAUAAGAUGAAAUCAACAGCUUUUUGGCACAUUGGUAUUAUGUAUAGAUUUCAAAACCUGAGAACACUUUUUCAUUGUUGUAUUACCUAAUGUGUUGUGACACUUUAAUGGGAAGUUUGUUCAUUUUUUUCAACAAAUAAAAAUACUAAGAAUCUGUAUUUCACAUGAGCAUUAAGUUCUUCAUUGCCUUCUUAGGAAAUGAAGUAGACAGAGACUGAUUUUCUUUGUAAAUGGUGAAUGUAAUAGAUUGGGUCCAAUUACAAUGUAAUAUUUACAACUAAAGGGGUGAAGGAUGGAAACUUUUUGAUUGUUGUAACAAAAUAAACAAGUAAACAGUUUUAUUAAUUUUAAAGCAGACUUAGUGACCAUGACGUUGUUUAAUUAUCUUUUUAAAAAAUUUUGUUUACUGUUCUUGUAAGUGAAAGGAACAUGCAAAUAUAAAGCAUUUGGAGAUUAAGUAUACAAAAUGAUUAAAUAAAGACACACACCCUGCUUUUCUGUCACUUUGUUAGAGGUGGAAUUUGAGGAGGAUGAGAGAGAAUUAGUUUUUAUUUUUUUAUUGAUAUUUUAGGGAGAGAUUUGUUGUUCCACUUUAUUUAUGCAUUCAUCCGUUCAUUCUUGUAUAUGUCCUGACCAGGGAUCUAACCUGCAACCUUGACAUUUUGGGAUGACACUCUAAAACAAAUAAGCUACUCCACCAGGGCUGAGUUAUUUUUUUUAGAACUUGAAAUUGUAGUCAUUUGUUGUUUUGCUUCUAAUCUAGUUACUUACAUGUAUCUUUUUUGUGUAUGUGGGUAAAAAUAAAUGUUUAGUGAGAACAUAAUAUUUUACAAAAUUUAAAGAAUGUAUUCUUAGAGCUGUAUCUAAGAUAUAAAGUUUUAGAUGGCUUAUUUUUUUUUCAAACUAUUCACCACACUUUGACGUAGCUACACAUAGUGAACUGAAAUACUUAAUGAGUAAAGUUUUUUACUGAAGUAAACUCUGGCCAGAUUUCAGUUAACAAACGGCCUCAAAGUGUGUUUUCAUAACAGUCAUCUUAAAAUCUGCCUUGUCUGGUGCAUUGUGAAUAGGAAAAAUGUGUCCUUGGUUUUAUACCAAGUAAACCAUUUCCUUCUUUGUACUUUAAGAAACAUACUAGGGAGAAAUGCCUUAACAUUUUUUUCCAGUAGCUAAUGAAGCUGACUUCUAAUAGGAUAGUAUAAGUUCAUAAUCAGGGACCAUCAGAUACAGCUUUCCUUAAUUCAGAAGUUUGAACACUAAAUUGUGAACAGAAGAGAUUAUAAGACCUGAGGUUUCAUCUCUAGAAACAUAGAUCCUUAACAGCAGGAAAAAAAAAUAGAAGAAAAACUCUUCAUUCAGUACUUCAAAAGGAAAGUUUCCUUUGGUAGGUAUUUUUAAAGAUGGUAAUAAAAUAGGAAAAGAGUUAAAUUCUACUAGAAUUUGAGUUGAAAACAUAAAAGUUGAAAAGUUGCUGGGAAUAUGGGGAAUAUUAAGUGAAAAGAGUAUACUAAAUCAGAUUUAGUUAUUAUUUAUGGUAGUAUAAUCAUUUCCCUUCUAAUAAUUGUCAUAAAAGCUGUUCGCAAAUAAUGUAGAGAGUUUUAACUUGGCAGGUGGCCUGUGAAAAAGGCAGUGUGUCCAUGAAUGUGAAGCAUCCAACGUGGUCCCCUGCCUGCCCAUGUGCUGCUUUUGGGUGCCCCUUCAGAAACCAGGAAGGUCUGGAGGAGAGGCGUGGAAACAGCACCAUGUCAGGUAGUUUGAAGACAUUGAAGCAAAAAACUGGAACUAGAAAAUCUGGAGAAUUCAAGACGUGUUUAAGACAAAAGUUAAAUUGAACUCAUUUGAGUACACUUAAAAGUUGAUUGCACAAAAAAAGGAAAAAAAAAUCCAUGGAAAGUUCAAUGCAGUUACUGAAUCCUAGAAUUAGUUUCUUGUAUUUCAGGUAAAUUUUCCUCUGCUUUUAAACCUGUUUAAUGAAGAACCUUUUGCUGAUGUUCUAAAUAUAAAUCUUGAAUCAGGUUUAAGUAUUAUGUUGUGUAACUAUAACUACUAUUCUCUGUAAGCUAUUUGAAAUAAAUUUGAAAGCCUUUCCUCUUUCAAGAAAACACCAAUAUUGUGAUCUUGAGAUGAUCAGCAGCCAUCACUCUAUUAAGAGUCCAUGUCUGUGAAUUUGCCUAAAAUUUAUAUGUAACCUGAAAAUCAGUAUGGGCACUACUUUUUUAGUUGUUUGUGGACAUAUACAGAGCAGUAAAAAUUCUGAGUUGCCUGACAUACAUGCUGCAGUCUAGGAAGAUUCUUGUUUCAGCUCUCAAACUGUCAACAUGUGACCUUUUAAUGAUCUAUUUACUGCUCCAGUUUGUACUUUUUGUCUGUGGUUUCACAUUUUAAAAUGGCCCCCAAGUAUAGUGGUUAAGUGCUGUCUACUGGUCCCAAGCACAAGGUUGUGAUGUGCCUCACAGAGAAAAUGUAUGUUAAAUGAACUUGGUUCACGCACGAGUUCCAGUGCUACUGGCCAUGAGUUUAAUGUUAUCAGAGGAUCAGGAGCCUAAGGAGGGUUGCUUCCAACAGUGGCAAGUGGUUGAAACUUUGCCAUUCCAAAAGUAUUUUUGAAUAAUGAACCUUUUCCCCCAUUGCUAAUAUGCAAAAAAUAGUAAUGCCCACUUUAAGAUAGUGAGAGAAAAUCAAGUUCAUUGCCAUCACUUCAGAUGUCUGAUGAUGCUCCUCUGUUACAUCAGCUUGGGUCCUUACUUUAAGCAAAUAUACUUAUAAAUCCUUUAUUUUUAUAAGGUUACCUAAAAUAAAAUUUGUUAUAAAUCUA
Messenger RNA from Phyllostomus hastatus (greater spear-nosed bat), 4867 nucleotides. RefSeq names its product ring finger protein 149 (gene RNF149). The transcript is spliced from 8 exons. The record is from RefSeq and is a predicted model, not a curated record. NCBI's taxonomy places the organism in Eukaryota, Metazoa, Chordata, Mammalia, Chiroptera, Phyllostomidae. The coding region runs from base 393 to 1586 and encodes 397 amino acids.